AUGAAGCAGAUUUACAUGCGAAGUUAUUACCACUUCCAAGUCUUGCCCACAGUCCUAACACCUCUGGGAAGAAGGAGAUACCUGUACAGACGUGAAGAACCUGACAAGGUAUUGAUAAUGAUUUGAUCCCACAGAUAAGUCCCUCAGUGCUUAAAUAAAAUUGAACUCACUUGUGGUGAUAUUAUCCAAGUCCUUUCCAAAGAGGAUGAAUUGAGGUGGUUUGGGCAGCUGCAGAACGGACAGAAGGGCUACUCUCCUGCCUCCUGUGUCAUCGAGCUGAGUCAUAACACACACCAUAUGGACGGGGCAACUAAAAAUGGUGAAGGUUUGCAAAGACGCAGUUCAGUUCAGGUUGACUCAGUGGUGAUUCUCCGGGAACGUGCUGGUGGAGGCAGGCAGCAGGCCCCUAGGGGUGGAGGAAGGGAGGAGGGACCUUUCCUGACUUUGAAGCAGGACGCCCAAGCUCCCUCCUCGGUCCACAGCUCGCCCAGCCUGCUGCCCAGGCUCCUGUCCAAACAUCGCAGAACGAGCCAGUGCCAGGGGGCCAGUAACAGGGUAAUGAACUUGAACAUGACUGAAUGGCACCAACGUGCAGGACAGCCUCGAGCUCAGCCCACGAUUGCUCUUCCACCAAGCAGUGUGGUAGAGUACACCAGAACUAUUUGCACUCUGGUUGAGAACAUGUGUUUGUGA
Clarias gariepinus (North African catfish) is the source of this 693-nucleotide messenger RNA. RefSeq lists its product as uncharacterized. The transcript is spliced from 6 exons. The record is from RefSeq and is a predicted model, not a curated record. Gene Ontology annotation, molecular function: protein binding. Lineage: Eukaryota; Metazoa; Chordata; Actinopteri; Siluriformes; Clariidae.